Messenger RNA from Mercurialis annua (annual mercury), 1893 nucleotides. RefSeq lists its product as uncharacterized. Bases 69 to 788 code for a protein of 239 amino acids. NCBI's taxonomy places the organism in Eukaryota, Viridiplantae, Streptophyta, Magnoliopsida, Malpighiales, Euphorbiaceae. The record is from RefSeq and is a predicted model, not a curated record. The transcript has 2 exons.
GGAAAAGCAGAAAGUUGGGUGGGAGAGGGGGAUGGAGUUUGAAGAAGGGAUGACUUUCUCGAGCCGAGAUGCUGUUCGGGCUUGUGCUGUUACCUAUUCGGUGGACAAUGGAAGAGAGUUUCAGAGUUGUCGGACGAUUGGUUCUCGUUUGCAAGCACAAAGAGAUAUGCCCAUGGUGGCUGCGUGCCACACUUCUUAAGAAAACUAACACAUGGACGUUGACAAAAUAUAUCGGGCCACACAUAUGCGAUAUGCAAGUGUCAGUUCGUCACCACCGAAAUUUUGGGAUUGCUCAGAUCGCCAAUUAUAUUAAGACGCAAGUGCUAGGUCAGCGUGACAUACGGAUCAAGACGUUGAUUGCGGGACUACUUGAAUUUACCGGAGUAGCUCUUCCGUAUAAAAGGGUGUGGUACGGCAAAGAGAGGGCAAUCUGCAGCGUUUAUGCGGACUGGGAAUACAAUUACAGUCAACUGACAAAGUUCAUGGAUAAUGUGGUGAAAGUGAAUCCUGGAUCGUUCUGGCAUGGCGAAGGCCCAAUAUCCGAGUGUGGCGGGCUUCAAUGUCGAAUUUUCGAACGAAUGUUCUGGACGUUCUUCCCGAUGGUGGACGGAUUUCCGUUUUGCAAGCCAAUUCUAUUCAUCGACGACACCCACUUAUACGGAAAAUAUAAGAUGCACAUGUUGAUAGCUUCGGCGAUAGAUGGCAACAACCAUAUAAUGCCGGUGGCUUUUGCGCUCGUGGAAUCCGAAUCCAUUGCCAGUUUUGAAUAUUUCCUGGGUCAUCUCUGAGAUCAAGUCUUACGCAAUCGCAAGGUUGCCAUCGUUUCUGAUCGUGCUCCCGGAUUAAUUUUCGUUUUGAAACGUCCGGAGUGGGACGACGUCGAUCACUUUUUCUGCAUAAGGCAUUUAAUGGCCAAUUUCCACUCUUUAAUCGGAAAUAGGGAGUUGAAGGACUUGGCUGAGAAAGCGGAUAAUAUUUUGUGAAACUAAUCAAAGCCUGAUUUUUUUUAAAGAAUGUACAAUAUCUCCCACUAACAAUUACAAUCAUACGUACGUAUAGGUCGGGCCUUUCAAGAGAAGAAGUACGACGCAUGCAUUGAGAGCAUGAGGAUGAGAUCAGCAGCAGGGCAUGCAUACUUGACCAACACAGAACAUUUGAGACCCGAGCAGUGGACUAUAUGUGUCAUGACAAAAAAGGGCAACGAAACGGGGUUAUGACAACGAACUACGCCGAGUCCGUUAAUGCGAUGCUGAAGAAUAUAAGGGGCCUUCCUAUCACAACAAUGAUAGAGGCUAUCUUUGACAAGCUCAGUGAUACGUUUGUCCGGCGUUGGGACAUGUUUAAAGACCUAAUCGCCAAAGGCGUCAUGUUUACUCCGAUCUGCAUCGCGCACAUCAAAAAGGCAACGCUACCAUACUUGCAAGAAAUAUAACUCGGACAGCAUGACUUGCAGGGUGACCACCAAGAAGGACAAUCAGCGGAAUAAGGGAGGAAAUAUUCAGAAGGUCAACCUUAAAAAAAGGAGGUGCUCGUGCGGAAAGUUUCAACACCGUAAAUUGCCCUGCUCCCAUGCCAUGGCAGUCAUUCACGAUCAAAAGUUGAACCCUUCAUCGGGUGGCGCUAUAGAACCGAGAAUGCCAUUCAAGUCUGGAAUACUCCGUUUAAACAGUUACCUGGCGGCAAGAUGUGGAUUGCUUCUCGGUAGAUACCUUUCAUCCCAGAUGUUAACAGGAUAAGAGCGAAGGGGCGACCGGUAAACAGACGGAUCAGGAAUGACAUGGACCAGACCUAUAGGGAGGACAGUAGCCCUAACUUUUGUAGUAGAUGUAGUAUUGCCGGUCACACUGCUCAAACUUGUACCAAUUACAGAGAUAUGUGAUACGUAAUUUUCAA